AAUCAGCAGAUGACUGGUGGCGAGUCUCAGGCAGCGCCAGUACAGUUAGCACGAACGUGUGAGGAAAGUUUCUCUCAAAACAUCUGAAAAUCAUCCUACAGUCUCUAAAAACCACCCGGACGAGACAGUCUCGUCGAUCAUGAAGACGAACGCGUUUUCGCGGGAUUUGGGAUAGAAAGCAUCUGUCAAACAUAUAAACAACACAUACGUCAGACAUCACACACACACACACUAAAAACAUAACAGCUCAUUCAGACACACACACACACCUGUCAUUGUGUUAUGAUGACGGUGAUGAUGAUGAGGGCCUGACUGCUGACACGCACGCACGCACGCACGCACGAACGCACACACACACACACACACUCACACACACACACACACACACAUGAUGGGCUCGUCUCUGAGUGAACCCUGCAUCUAUGAUAAGCUAUCAGAGAGCAUUGACAUACUGCGGCAGUCAGGUUAUCGUUAUGGGAUGUCCGAGAGAGAGAUCGAGAAGUUCAUCAAACAGGUUUUAGAGACGAAUGAACCUCGCAGAGAUCCACCGCAGUUCCCCAUCCUCAGAGCCACCCUCAAGUUUUUAGUUGCCGUCGGGGUUCUGUUGAUGGCCGUCCUGGCGCUCACGUACCCCCAGAGCCCACCCGCCCUGAAGCACCUGAGGGCCGCGCGACACAACCGGUCGUCCCCGCUGAGUCACAUCCGUCUGCUGUCACUGCCCAUCGCCGGAAAAUACAACUUGCACGGAUUCCAUGAGCGGUGGGCGGUAGGCGCUCUGCAGACGGCUCAUGUCAACUGCUCCGCCUGCGCAGACGUGACUGCAGUGCAGGAAAUGCUGUUAAGCGAGUCUGCGGCAAUGCACGGAGACACACAACCCAUCCUGCUGAAGGGUGGAGAGUUUGUGUCUCAGCGUGUUGCUCAGCUCGAUCAGUUCUCGAGGGUUUCUCAGACGGAGACCAACACACAAACUCCUGCAAACGUCACUCUGCUAUGGAGUUUCUCGUCCAGUCACAGAGAGACGCUUCUCCAGUGGCUGUUUCCUGACGCUGAGCUCUGCCCCCUGCUGGAUAACACAGGAACUACAGUUCAGCGCUGUCAGCUCAUGGACAACACAAGAUCUCACAGCAGGGUCAAUAGUCAGCAGGUGAUUGGUUGGCUGGUGGUUGCUGAAGGUUCUCCUGCCGUUCUUGUCCGUCCUGUCCAGAGAUGUCAAAAACACUGCAGAUCCUUCAACCUGUGGCUGGAGCCGGGAGACAUGGUCUACGCUGAUCCGCACUACUGGAUUCUGGAGCUGUUCCCGAGCGGAGGUCAGGAGGUCGUGUGUGACGGUCCGGUGCUCUGAGAGCUCACUUGCAGAGCUCACAUGAACUGCUGCGUGCCAAUGAGCUUCAUUCUGUGCGAGUCUCAUGAUGUCACUUCCUGAUGGCGAUCUGGAGACUGAGAACUCAAGACGGAGUGUUUUUACAGUGAGACGCUGCUCCUCUCAGGUCCGCUGAGAGAAAGAUUUCGGCACAUUGCUUGUUUAGAUUCGUCUUUCUUUUUUGAUUUACACGCUCAGACAUGAGGAUGUAGACGGGAUAUUAGUUUUCAGUUCAGGUUGUGUGUGUGGAGCUCACCAAAACUGUCAUUUUAACAAUAUUCACCAUGAAAGGAAACGACAAGACUGAUAUUUUGCAUGAGGGCUAAGUUUCCACAUUCUAUUCCUCCCCCAAAUUAGAAUCAUUGUGACGCCAAAGAUAAAAUUGACAUUUAAUUUGCAAAUAAUUCCUAUUCUUUGACGCUCCUGCAAAUCAGCCAAUCAAAGCACUUUAAAUGUUUUUCAUCAGCUGAUGAUGUCACAUCCUGAUGGAAAUCAUGUUGUGUGUCACACCUGCCGUUAGGUGCCGUUUUCCCUCUCCACCAAUCAGAGACUGUUGAAUGUGAUGACAUCAAGCAGCGUCUGGCGAUCGGACUGUGCUGAUGGUCUGUCAGUGACACUUUAAAUAAAUGAUGUUUAUUCUCUGUGUAAAUAAUAAGAAAAAGAUGUUUAUGUGAUUACUAAUCUGAUUCAGAGAUUUAUGUUUUACUACAGCAUUUACACAGUAAACUAAAAGUUGACGGAACAUAAAAUGUUUGUGUUUUGUUUAAAACUGAGCCUUUAAUAAUUUUUUAUUUAGAAAUAUAAUCGUAAUGUAAUAUUUAACUAAAUUUUAUUUAAUUAAAAUAUUUUUGAAAACUG
Molecule: messenger RNA, 2218 nt
Organism: Triplophysa dalaica
Lineage: Eukaryota; Metazoa; Chordata; Actinopteri; Cypriniformes; Nemacheilidae
Gene: c10h6orf89
Product: chromosome 10 C6orf89 homolog
Exons: 8
Coding region: 389-1342 (317 amino acids)
Cellular component (GO): Golgi membrane; nucleolus
Source: RefSeq, a predicted model, not a curated record